AUGAACGUGUCAAUGAAGGCGGGCCCAGCGCCGACGGUGGCGGUGGUAGCGGUGCCGGAGAGCGAGAUGGACGCGCUACUGCUCGGCAGGACAGCGGUGAGGACCUUUGAUCAGUACGUCCGAAAUAAAACUCACCGCUUCGGGAAAUCAUAUCAUACUCGUAUAUAUCGAAUUGCAGAUUGCAUAUGCCGGGGGGACAGGGAUCCCGAAAGCAAUGAAGAUUUCUGUUCAAUUUAUUGCAAAUUACCAAGGUUCGACUGGUACUGGGGCAAUGUCACUCGCUCCGAAGUGGAAUAUCUCCUCUUGAAAUACCCAGGCAACUUCAUAAUCCGAGCGUGUAGUGAUACUGAUCAUAUACUCUGCGUGUCUUUUCGUCUAGACCCCAAUUCUUCAGUCAAAGGCACAACCAGCAGUUUUUCUCAUAUGAAAUUGAAGCACUAUAAAGGAAAGUUUUCCUUAGAUAAGAAAGAAUAUGUGCCAGUUGAGAAGAUACCAGAACAUUGCGAAAAAGUAGGCAAAGAGACGAAAAUUUUCAAUGCUACUGUGUUAAAACAAGAUGAGAGUACGGUACUUGAAAUGGCGAAGGUAUUUUGUAAGCAACGACGAGAGUCAUGAAUUUUAAAUUUAAAUAGGUACAUAGUAAUUUGAUAGAUCUCAAUACGAGUAGGUU
Molecule: messenger RNA, 670 nt
Organism: Cydia fagiglandana
Lineage: Eukaryota; Metazoa; Arthropoda; Insecta; Lepidoptera; Tortricidae
Exons: 3
Coding region: 1-615 (204 amino acids)
Source: RefSeq, a predicted model, not a curated record